CAAAAAGUCCGCCACGCCGAAACCACCACGUCCGUGUGCGCCGUUCCACGUUAUAAACCGCCUCCCGCGCGCGCCCCACACAUACUCCCAAAGCCAGGCAAAGGCAAGACCUCCUCUGUGCCAGACGCAAACGCACGCGUUCACGAGGUCCGUGCAGUGCCAGUGCGCUCUCUCGCUCGCAUGGCCGCGCCGGCGACCAACAUCCGGCGGGCGGAGCUGUGCGCCGCGGCCGUGUCGGCCGCGGACGCGGCGUCGUGGUGGUGCGCCGUGGCGCUCGUCGCGCUCGUGCUGCUGGGAGCGCUCAGCGCGGAGACCGCGGACGACGACGACGGGGAAGGCGGCGCCGCGGCCUACUUCCGCGGCCCGCGGCUCGGCGGCGCGGCGGCCCGGCCGUGCGACGAGGUGUACGUGGUCGGGGAAGGCGAGACGCUGCACACCAUCAGCGACAAGUGCGGGGACCCGUUCAUCGUGGAGAGGAACCCGCACGUGCACGACCCCGACGACGUCUUCCCGGGGCUCGUCAUCGCGCUCCGGCCGACCAAGAACACCUAGGCUUUGGCCGCCUGACAUGGGUGCUACUACUCCUACUUCGUAGGCGCGCGGGGAUGAGCGAUGGCUUCAAGAGUUUUGCUGUUAUCCCUGCCUCUUUUCGGUGGUUGAUUUGAUUGAUAGUUUCCUUGUCAACUGCUCAUCUUCAUCUUGAUGGAGUUUUCCGUGAGAGGAGAGAAAAUGACAACUUGUAUAUAUUAAGAGGACCGUGAGGGUUUUUCAUGAGUACUACUACAAAUUCAUAA
This is a messenger RNA of Hordeum vulgare subsp. vulgare (domesticated barley), 794 nucleotides long. RefSeq lists its product as uncharacterized. The record is from RefSeq and is a predicted model, not a curated record. Lineage: Eukaryota; Viridiplantae; Streptophyta; Magnoliopsida; Poales; Poaceae. The transcript has a single exon. The annotation marks the transcript as partial.